Galleria mellonella (greater wax moth) is the source of this 3359-nucleotide messenger RNA. Its product is annotated as zinc finger protein 236. The transcript has 10 exons. The coding region runs from base 16 to 1725 and encodes 569 amino acids. Gene Ontology annotation, molecular function: protein binding. The record is from RefSeq and is a predicted model, not a curated record. Gene Ontology annotation, cellular component: nucleus. NCBI's taxonomy places the organism in Eukaryota, Metazoa, Arthropoda, Insecta, Lepidoptera, Pyralidae. Gene Ontology annotation, biological process: regulation of transcription by RNA polymerase II.
CAGUUAUAGGUAAUAAUGAAAACGUGUGCGCGUUUCUACUAUUACCUACUGUACAGGUUUGUACAAGAGGACAUAAGGGAGAGAGAUGAUACAAAGAAAAUGACGUCGACGGACACGUACCAGUUAAAAUGGCAUUCACACAGCUCACAUUUGAACGGCUCCGUGGCGGCGUUGCUGCGAUCGGAGCGGUUCACAGAUGUGGUGCUGUGUACCAUGGACGGGUCACAGAUACCGGCACACAAAUUUAUCCUGAGCUCGUGCAGCGUGUAUUUGAGCGGUCUGUUCGAGGGUCAACGGUCUGUGACGCGCAUGGGUGGAAUGCUGUAUGUGGUGCUACCUUCGGAGAUCUCGACGAAGGCGUUGAAGAUUCUUGUGGAGUAUAUGUAUAAAGGUGAAACUACAGUUUCAAAUGAAGUACUAGACACAGUAUUAAAAGCAGGCGAAGUACUCAAGAUACGAGGGUUAUGGAGGCAAGCAGACGAGGCUGGAGGGGACUCCACUGCUGCAGAGAAGACAACUGCACCAAUGGCCACGGCGAGUGUGAACAAACAAGUUCUGGCCAAGAAACCAGAUGAUAUGCAACCAAAGAUUGCUGUAAAGAAGGACGACAAGCUGCUGAAAACCUUUGGGCAGGUCCAACAACAGGGUGUCACAAGACCUAUGUUCAUCGGGCCGCCCAAGUUAGUUUUUAUCAAAACCACAGAAGGUGGUACUCAGGCCGCCCUCAGACCUGGUGCACCGAAAGGCCAAACAAUAUUGGUUGCUCCGGCGCAAACGUCAGACUCAACCGCAAUAGCAACCACUGUGGCCGCGCCAGCACCAGUGUCGACUGUGGCAAUAGCUACAAUUGCUGAUGAUUCACCGGACGAGGCACCUCCACCCAGAAUACUGAGGCGGCACGCUGCCGAAAGAAAGUAUGGGAAGAAACAAAGGACAGAAGUGAAUACUGACCCAGAGGAAACAAAAGAAGAUGACAAUCAGGACAACGCCUCUGUGACAUCCAAAAAAUCGACUCAAAGUAAUGUGGAGACAACAGAGGUGCAAGUCAAAGAUGAACCGGAAUGGGAUGCUAGCAGUAUUGAGGAGGAGGAGAGAUCCAUCGCUGAGAUGUUCCAGGCGGAAAUGAGUGUCAAAUCGGAGCCUAUAGAUGAUAUGGAAAUCGAAGAGGAGAGCUUGAUAUACAGCCCGCUGGCAUGCGAGCUGUGCGCAGAGGUGUUCACGGUGCCGGCCGCCUGGGUGCGCCACGUGCAGGGCCACGCGCGCGCAGACCCGCCGCCUGCACGCAAGCGGAAACAUCGCUCCGCUAGUGACGAUACGGAAGAAACUAUGGCAUUGCUACGUUGCGACUUGUGUCAGAAGCACUUCCCCAAUCCGGCCGAGUGGGUGCGACAUAUACAGAGCACGCACACAGAGACAGAAUUGGCCAUAUCAAACAACAGUGCCCCACCAAAACGUCACAAUCGUUUCACAGAGGGCGUGCAAAACAAGACUUGCACGCACUGCAAGAAGACGUUCCCGUCGCACGCGUCCAUGCUCAUACACAUGCGUACGCAUACAGGUGAACGUCCCUUUGUGUGCGGUCUAUGCAACAAAGGAUUUAACGUGAAAUCAAACUUGCUUCGUCACCUGCGCACGUUACACGACCAACUCAUCAGUCCGGCGCAGGUGGAAGACGAGAGCGAGGAGUCCACGCCCGGACCCUCGGAGGUCAAGAGGGAGUCCUGAGGACGCGGAGGGGGGGCAGGAAGAGGACGCGGUCGUCGCGCUCCUUUCAUAGCCACAAUGGCGGAUACGACCCGGCGCGGUGAGAAGAAGAAACAAGCUGAGGCAGCGGCCAGCAUUCCGCGCAAACAGAGCUACUCGCUGUUCCUCAAGCAACGCGCCGUGCUCUUCUCCGCCAAGAAGUGGAAACAGUGAAGCCUUGUCGUCGACUCGUGACAACUUUGUGUGUCGUUCGUUUAGUUCGCUGCCUACAGACGUCACAAGGGAACGUAAUUAUUUCCUAGGAAAUACUCAGCUUGAAAUAUAAACUGAGUGUCGCUAUCUCUGGUCACAUUUUAUUAUUUUCAGUUAGUUUUAUUUAUUGUAAGAUAUUCCAAAGGAAGUUCUAGUCAUGAAAAAUAGUAUGUAUUUUAAAUAAAAUUUAAUUUACUGUUAAUUUACAACGAUAAUUUUAUAAAACUAUGUAAUAUGAAGCACGUGUGCAUAUUGCAAUAAAGCGCGUUGCGAGUGUAAUUCUAUCAGUCAGUAAUUCCUGAGUUUUAGUUACGUAGCGUCGACGUUAUUAAUAAUGACGAUAAACAACAAAAUUCCAAAGAUAGCGAUGUUCAGAUUUAUUACUUAUUGAAGUUUGUUUCCAUCUGAUCAAUCCGACUAGUGGUUCUAAUUAUCGGAUUGUUACAACUAUAAAAUAUGCGGAAUGGAUUGUUUAGAAUAGAUUUGUGAUGUCUCUAGAUAGCUUUUCUUACAAUUGAAUUGGUACUGUAAAAUGUAACGAUGUCGCGUCUGGUUCGUUUCACUUCUGAUCCUGCCCACCCUCCUUUCUUAUUUGUAUUUUAUAGUUACGAAGGUUUGGUUUAGGUUGAUUUUAAUUCAAGUGAAUUAUUUUUCUAUUGUAUAAUCUUAUAGUUUUAGUAGUAUUAAGAAAAUUAUUAAGAAUAUCAUAGUGCUACGUGAUUUGUAAGUCUUGGUAUCAAUCACCCUGGAAACUUUAUGGUGAUUAGCCAUCUGCCUAUAAUUUAUUUUUAAACGUAUAUUAAGAAUGUUAGUAUAAGUGUACACUGUACGUUUUACAUUUAUCCAAACAUUCCAAUUUGCGAUCUCAUAUCGUAAUACUUUAUUUUAAAAGUGAUAAUUUAAGUUAAUGAAAAUUAAUUUACACCAAAUUGUAUACCGUUUUGUACAUUUGUGGAUUAAAUUCCAGAAACGUAAAUUUGGAAACAUAUUAUGUUAGUUUAAGAGUUGUAGCAGAAUACGAAAUUUUAAGUUAAACAUUUAAUUUUAUUUAUAUUAAUUUAUUAUAGGUCCGCCAAAUGACAAAAUGGCAUAAACAAGUUUUAGUACCCUUACUUAGGAAUUACCUACUGUAUAAAUUUUUAGUAUAUCACAUUAGCGUCUAUUUAUUGACUGCAGUAUAAUAACAGAAUUUCCCUGUUCAUAAAAGUCUGUUAAAUACGGUUGCCAUAUUGUGCUAUGUUGUCAUUUGUCGUCCUUAUUGUGCAAUUCCUAUGGAAUGCACUUUAAUUUUCGUUUAAUUGGAUUUGUGGAUUUCCAGUUAAAUACUCAUGUGAAAUGUUAACAUGAUGGAUAAUUUGUACUAUUUUAUAUAAUAGUAUGUGGAAUUAAAUAUCUUAACAGAG